AUGGAUUCAGCCCCAGCUUCAGCUUUCACAAAAGAGAAGACAUUCAGCUCAUACAAUGAACAACAAGGCAAGGCUUACGCCCAAGCCCGCCCAGACUACCACCCUAGUCUCUAUGAAACCGUCAUAAACCAUCACACCUCAACCGGCGGCCAGCUGGAAACUUUACUAGAUCUAGGCUGUGGCCCCGGCAAUGUCGCCCGUGCUAUCGGCACCCAAUUCACCCAUGCGAUAGGACUUGAUCCUUCAGUGGGCAUGAUAGCGACAGCCCGAUCCCUAGGCGGCAAAACCUCAACAUCAGAACCAAUCCGGUUCGAGGUAGCCACGGCCGAAGACCAAGGCGCGAACCUCUCGCCCCCAAUUCAAGAUGCCAGCGUUGAUCUCAUCACGGCCGCAAAUGCUGCACACUGGUUCGAUAUGUCGCUCUUCUGGCUAAAUGCUGCUCGUGUACUUAAGCCCGGUGGUAGUGUUGCAUUGUGGGUCAGUGGGAGAUUGCGCCUUGAUACAUCCGUACCUAACGCUGCUGCUAUCCAAGCUGCUUUGGAUGUGGUUGAAGAAGAAGAUCUGUCGCCAUUCUUUACGGAUGGGAACUUAAUGACUCGUAAUCGAUAUGCCGAUCUCCUUCUCCCGUGGACAUUGGAACAGCCAGUUCCACAAUUUGACGAGGGUUCGUUUUUCAGGAAGAAUUGGGAUACUGCUGACGACUUCUUCGCGUAUAACACCGAGGUGAAUCUGGAUACUUUUGAGCUGUUAGCUGCGACGACGAGUCCGGUUACUCGGUGGCGCGAGGCACAUCCUGAUCUUUGCAGUACUGAGAAUGAUGUGAUUAAAAAGUCACGCAUUAUGAUUGAAAGGCUUCAGCAGGAAGCCGGAGUUGAGAAAGGGAAGGAAUCGAUUAAAGUCGCUAUGCAGGGAGCAGUUUUGAUCAUCAAAAAACGUGAUUAA
Molecule: messenger RNA, 942 nt
Organism: Penicillium taxi
Lineage: Eukaryota; Fungi; Ascomycota; Eurotiomycetes; Eurotiales; Aspergillaceae
Product: class I SAM-dependent methyltransferase
Exons: 1
Coding region: 1-942 (313 amino acids)
Molecular function (GO): S-adenosylmethionine-dependent methyltransferase activity
Source: RefSeq, a predicted model, not a curated record